Messenger RNA from Nothobranchius furzeri (turquoise killifish), 1657 nucleotides. Lineage: Eukaryota; Metazoa; Chordata; Actinopteri; Cyprinodontiformes; Nothobranchiidae. The record is from RefSeq and is a predicted model, not a curated record.
AAGAACCAGCAGCUAAGAAAAAAAAUCCAGGUCGAGGUCAUAUAAAGAUUCUUUUUCUUAAACUAUGGAUUUGUACAUUUUUCUAAACAAAAUCAAGAAGAUCGACCUAUGUGUGUACAAUGGCAUGAAAAGCUUGCAGAUGAGAGUUUAAAGCCAGCCAUAUUAAAGCGACAUUUGGAAACGCUCCACGCUGAUUUGGUAAAUAAACCACCGGAUUACUUUCAAAGAAAGGCACAGGAGAUUAAAUCAUCAGCUGAUCUUCUUCGCAGAAAUGUCACAUUAAAUGAUAAAGCUCUGGUUGCAUCCUACAUGGUUUCUUACCAUGUGGCCACCGAGAGAAAGCCUCACACCAUUGCAGAACAACUCAUCUUGCCUGCUGCAAUAGUCAUGGUUAGUGCAGUUAUUGAUGAAAAGGCUGCAGAGAAAUUAAAAUGCAUUCCACUGAGUGACAACACAGUUUCCAGAAGGAUUAUUGACAUUUCAAGCAACCUUGAGGAGCAGCUUAUUUCAAGAAUGAUGACGGCAGGGGACUUUUCCAUCCAGCUGAAUGAAAGCACAGAUGUUUCCGACUGUGCAACUUUAUUGGUCUAUGCGACAUAUGUCUGGGAAAAAGAGUUUGUAGAGGACUUUUUAUGCUGUUUGAAUAUUCCGACCGGGAUUACAGGUGAGCAGAUAUUUAGCGUGUUGAACUCAGCCGGCGAGGACAUAGUGUGGAACCACUGUUUUAUUCAUUGGCUCGUGUUGGCAUGCAAAGGAAGGUCUGCUGAUCUCGACAAAAUGCUAAAAGAAGUUAUCCGUGUUGUGAACUUCAUUCAGAGCAGUUCCCUGAACUGUCGGCUUUUUGAUCAGCUGUGCUGCGACAUGGGGGCGGAGCACACGCACCUACUGUUUCAUACAGAGGUGCGCUGGCUUUCAAGAGUAUAUGAACUGAGAAAUGAAAUCCAUGCAUUCCUCCUGGAGAAGAAGUCUCUUGCUGAUCUGUUUACUGAUGAGUGGGUGUUUACAUUGUCAUAUCUGGCAGAUAUAUUUUCAUUGCUGAAUGAGCUGAAUUUGAAACUGCAGGGAGAGCAUGACGUUUUCCACAGCUGUAAACGUGUUCUCACUUUUCAGAAGUCUCUACAAUUGUGGUUUGCGCGCCUCAAAGGACCAACACCAUGUCAUUACAUGUUAAUGAUGUCACUGACACAAGUAAAACAUCUUACUGAACUCAUUGUAACACACAUUGUAGCUCUUAAUAAUGGUUUUGGCCGCUAUUUUCCAAAAGAGAGAUUUGAUAAGUUGAAUGGCAAAAGGUGGAUUCAAAAUCCCUUCGCUUAUGAAAAUACAGAAUCUCUGCUUGAGUUAGGAUUGACUCCUGGAGAAGAAACAGAGAUGUUACAACUGAGCAGUGAUCCUUUGCUAAAGAAAAGACAUGACAAAAUUCAGAAGUAGACUGAUUGCUGCACUAGAUAUGAGAGUUGUAUUAUCCUCUUGUAAACCAGACUGGAAUGCAAUACUGAAAAACAAGCAAGCCCAUCCAUCACAUUAACAAGGCAAAAAAAUAAAAAUAAAAAAAUAAAAUAAAACAUUUUGGUAAAAGCCAUAUUUAUGACUUUUAUCACUAAACAUAUGUGAAAAAUAUUUUCUAUGCUCAAAACAAUUUUUGGAUAUUUGCGUG